This is a messenger RNA of Drosophila virilis, 2430 nucleotides long. RefSeq names its product fibrinogen-like protein 1. NCBI's taxonomy places the organism in Eukaryota, Metazoa, Arthropoda, Insecta, Diptera, Drosophilidae. The record is from RefSeq and is a predicted model, not a curated record.
UAUCCAAUAUGGACGAUAUUUUUUUGAAUGUAAAGUGUAGAAAAUUGGCCACUAAAAUUACGUCAGACUGCAGACUUUUAAGAAAAUUAUCAAAUCACAAGUGUAUACAUUAACAGGUGCGUGAAAUUGGAAAAAAUAUCAUCUGUUUGUAUAUUAAAAAAUCUAAAUCGGGAUUCGUUGCCAACUUUCAGCCAAGUUAAAUUCAGUUUGAAGUCAAGAGUUGACGGUUAAAAUAUAUUUUUUGCGGAAAUGAAAAACUUAUUAAGCUACGGCUUUUUAUUAGUCAUUGCUAUUCUCAAGAGAUCGGAUAGUGAAACUAAUUCAUCUACGGUUGACAAUGAAAAAAGCUACUGGAACAAAAAUACGCAACAUACUGUCUGGGUACGGUAUAACCCGUACUUGAGAGCUCGUACACAAACAAAAGCAGAAGAACUGUGGGAGAAAUAUUCAAAUAUGAAAAUAAGAGUUGGAGUUUGCGAGCAAACGGUUAAGCAUAUCGAGUUUCAGUUAGCGCAACAGCUUCUCAGGACCGAAUGGUGCGAGAACGUGACUCGAUCUAGAGACCAUACGAUUGAGUCGCUGGAUACGUUUAUCGAUAAACUACGGUUGGAAAUUAAUAACUUAACUAAGCUAAACACUCAACUGAAAGAGAAACUGGCUGAGUAUAAAGUAAAUUUGAAAGAAUCACAAUCAUCGAGCUGUAUAGGCAAAUUAACCGAUAUUUACGAGAUAAAAGUGCCUGGCAUCGACUCAUUUCUGGUGCCCUGUGACUCGAGUUUGGCCGGCUCCGGUUGGACUGUCAUACAAAGGCGGCAGGAUGGAAGCGUUAAUUUCAACAGAAACUGGGACAAUUAUCGUCACGGAUUUGGUGAUAUGCAUGGGGAGUUUUUCAUUGGACUUGAGAAGCUGCACCUUCUUACCAAGUCGCAAACACACGAGCUAUAUAUAUACCUAGAGGACUUUGAAAAUGAACAACGUUAUGCUCGAUACAGUCGGUUUAUGAUAGGCAGCGAGGAAACUGGUUUUAAAUUAAUCUCGCUCGGUUCAUAUUCUGGAGACGCUGGCGAUGCAAUGAAAUGGCAAAGAAACAUGAAGUUCACAACUUUUGAUUCGGAUAAUGACAACAACAUGAAAAAUUGCGCUUCAAAAUGGGAAUCUGGCUGGUGGUUUGACGACUGUUAUGUUACUAAUCUAAAUGGACUAUUCACUACAAACGCAGUUCAUUUAUCUCAACCUGGAAUUAAGUGGAAUACAUGGCAUUAUAAAUCUCUGAAAUUUGUUCAAAUGAUGAUAAGACCAAAAAUGAAUUGAUAAGCUCAGUUAAACCAACUUCGUGAUGAUUCGACCGAAAGCAAACAAUAUCAAUAUUUUUUGUACGGUAAUGUAAUCAUGCACACGCAUACAUAUCAACAUUGCAUAUACAUAUAUGAAACAUAUAAAUGCAUACACACAAAUGGGACUUCUAUAUGGGUAUUUGAAAUAGGAUCUGCCACUUCAUGGCCAAGAUCCAAGCGGCGCCCGUAGGAUCGUCACUCGCCGAAAUAUGAAGAGUAUAUACUUCAGACCAUCGUUCGAAUGAGAGACCUUUUGUAAUCAUGUACAUAGCAGGCAAACUCGUAUAUAUUAUGGGAAUAAUAAAAAUUGUAAGCAAUUACUUUCCUCCUUUAAAAUAACGUACGUGCGAUAGCUAAAGAAAAAUAUAAAAUUACUCAUAUCAGUUAGCAUUUAAAUAUUUAUUAGAGAAGCAACAGCUGCAAUUUGAGCAGCUUUUAUACAUGUACACAUGAGUAUAAACACAAAGCUUCAUGGCCGGUUCGCGCUCAAACAGAUUCAGUCUUCUGUUGAACUUGACUGUGUGAUGAUUGUAAUCGGGUAUUUUCAAUAACCAUGAGUUCAAAAUUGCAAUUUAUUUUAAUAGUGUGCGUAGUCAUUUGGAUAUUAGAGUCAGAAAAUCAUCAAAAAAAACAGGAGGAGCCAGAGAGUGAAGUUCCCAAUAUGCCAAAGAUAAAAUCUAGGGAAGAUUUUAUCAAAGAAAUGGAAGAAAACUGGUCAGCAUAUUUUGUGCAUAAAAUAAAGCCCACACUUGAACAAACAAUGAACAUACAAGGUUUACACCAGCAGAUUAUAGAGCAAGAGGAAAUGAUAAUAACAUAUCAGAAGCUAUUAGGAGCGAUGGAAGCCAAUUUAAGUGUCUGUGAAAUAAACAACAAGGCUAAAGAAAUGAUAAUUGAUCAAAUGCUGUCUAGAGUUUUGUUAAGCGAUGCAAAUAAAGUGAAAAAAUCCUUUAAGUCAAAUUGUAUUGGUAAAUUGACCGAAAUUUACGAGAUAGAAGUGCCUGGCAUCGACUCAUUUCUGGUGCCCUGUGACUCCACUUUGGCUGGUUCCGGUUGGACAGUCAUACAGAGGCGACAGGAUGGAAGCGUUAAUUUU